Emys orbicularis (European pond turtle) is the source of this 3911-nucleotide messenger RNA. It is a transcript of the gene SIN3B, whose product is annotated as SIN3 transcription regulator family member B. Gene Ontology annotation, biological process: negative regulation of transcription by RNA polymerase II. Lineage: Eukaryota; Metazoa; Chordata; Testudines; Emydidae. Gene Ontology annotation, cellular component: chromatin; Sin3-type complex. The transcript has 19 exons. Gene Ontology annotation, molecular function: transcription corepressor activity. The coding region runs from base 1 to 3414 and encodes 1137 amino acids. The record is from RefSeq and is a predicted model, not a curated record.
AUGGCGGCGGGGGGAGGCGGAGGCGGCCGGGGGGGCAGUGGCCCCAGAUGGGGCGGGGGCCGGGCCGGCGGGGGCGCAGCGCAGGAGAAACUGCCGGUGCAUGUGGAGGAUGCACUCUCCUACCUGGACCAGGUGAAGAUUCGCUUUGGCAGUGAUCCCGCCACCUAUAACGGAUUCCUGGAGAUCAUGAAGGAAUUCAAGAGCCAGAGCAUUGAUACUCCUGGUGUAAUCAGGCGGGUUUCUCAGCUGUUUCAUGAACAUCCCGACCUCAUUGUAGGAUUCAAUGCUUUCCUCCCUUUGGGCUACAGAAUAGAGAUUCCAAAGAACGGGAAGUUAAGUAUACAGUCGCCACUGGCUAGUCAGGUGUCUUCAGAGCCUGUUCCAAGUGCUCACCCGGGUGGUGGGUUAUUGUUACAUUAUUGCCAGGAGAAUUCCCACAACCACAGUGACUGCUCUGAAGACUUCCGGCAGCAACUUCCAUACAAAGAAGAUAAAUCUCAAAUCUCCUUGGAAUCUGAUUCUGUAGAGUUCAAUAAUGCAAUAAGUUAUGUGAAUAAGAUCAAAACCCGUUUUCUUGACCAUCCUGAAAUCUACAGAUCAUUCUUAGAAAUUCUUCACACUUACCAGAAAGAACAGCUGAACACUAAAGGCCGACCCUUUCGAGGCAUGUCGGAGGAAGAAGUGUUUACUGAAGUAGCAAAUCUCUUCAGGGGACAGGAGGAUCUACUCUCUGAGUUUGGACAGUUUCUCCCUGAGGCUAAAAGAUCUUUGUUCACAGGAAAUGGGCCAUGUGAAAUGAACAGUGUCCAGAAAACUGAUCAUGAAAAAAAUCUGGAACAUAGUAAAAAGCGAUCCAGACCACUACUGCUGCGUCCUGUUCCCAGCCCAGCAAAGAAGAAAAUGAAACUGCGAGGUACCAAAGAUCUGUCAGUUGCGACAGUGGGAAAAUAUGGAACGUUGCAGGAGUUUUCUUUCUUCGAUAAGGUGCGCAGGGUACUGAAGAGUCAGGAAGUGUAUGAGAACUUCCUCCGCUGUAUAGCACUCUUCAAUCAGGAGCUAGUGUCAGGCUCAGAGCUUCUCCAGCUAGUCACCCCAUUUUUAGGGAAAUUCCCAGAACUCUUUGCACAGUUCAAAUCCUUCCUUGGAGUGAAAGAGCUUUCAUUUGCUUCUCCGCUGAGUGACCGAUCUGGGGAUGGAAUGAGUCGGGAAAUUGAUUAUGCUUCCUGCAAACGCAUAGGAUCCAGUUACCGGGCUCUUCCAAAAACCUAUCAGCAGCCAAAAUGCAGCGGAAGAACGGCCAUUUGCAAGGAGGUGUUAAAUGACACCUGGGUCUCGUUUCCAUCCUGGUCUGAAGACUCUACAUUUGUCAGCUCAAAGAAGACUCCCUAUGAGGAGCAGCUGCAUCGCUGUGAGGACGAACGAUUUGAGUUGGAUGUUGUCUUGGAAACCAAUCUGGCCACAAUACGCGUGUUGGAGAGUGUUCAGAAAAAGCUGUCUCGGAUGUCUCAAGAGGAUCAGGAGAAAUUCCGAUUGGAUGAUUGCUUGGGAGGAACGUCGGAAGUGAUCCAGCGCAGAGCCAUCUACCGUAUCUAUGGUGAUAAAGCACCAGAAAUCAUUGAGAGUCUUAAGAAAAAUCCGGUUACUGCUGUCCCUGUAGUUUUAAAAAGGUUGAAAGCAAAAGAGGAGGAAUGGCGGGAAGCCCAGCAGGGCUUCAACAAGAUCUGGCGGGAGCAGUAUGAGAAGGCGUACUUAAAGUCCCUUGACCACCAGGCUGUCAACUUCAAACAAAAUGACACCAAAGCCCUGCGCUCCAAGAGCUUGCUGAAUGAGAUUGAGAGCGUCUACGAUGAGCAUCAGGAGCAGCAUUCAGAGGGGAGAAGCGCCACCACGAAUGAGCCUCACCUCAUCUUCAUCUAUGAGGAUAAACAGAUUCUAGAAGAUGCAGCUUCACUCAUUAGCUACUAUGUGAAACGACAGCCCACUAUCCAGAAGGAAGAUCAGGCCACCAUUCGGCAAAUAGUGCAUCACUUUGUACCGGAGCUGUUUUUCUCUCAGCUCCCUGACCACAGUAUUUCUGAAGAGUCGACUGAUGAGGAUAGAGAAAACCAUCAGGGACAGAACCUGGAUGCUCCUGAGCUACGAAAGAAACAUGUGCCUGGGCCUCCAAGCAGCCCUCUGGAGGAGAAAGCUGGCUUCUGUGAUGCCGCUGUUGCUGAGCCUCACAAACCUCUGGACGAUGUUUAUAGUCUGUUCUUUGCCAAUAAUAAUUGGUAUUUCUUCCUCCGUCUUCACCAGACUCUCUGCUCAAGGCUCUUAAAGAUUUAUCGUCAGGCUCAGAAGCAGCUUCUAGAGUAUCGGACUGAAAAGGAGAGGGAGAAACUCCUCUGUGAGGGAAGGAAAGAAAAGUCCAAUGAUCCAGCCAUGGAACUGAGAUUGAAACAACCAAGUGAGGUGGAGUUGGAGGAAUACUACCCAGCAUUCUUGGAUAUGGUGAGAAGUUUGCUGGAUGGGAACAUUGACCCCACGCAGUACGAGGACACUCUGAGGGAGAUGUUCACUAUCCACGCCUACAUCGGCUUCACCAUGGACAAGCUGGUGCAGAAUAUUGUCCGUCAGCUUCACCAUCUUGUGAGUGAUGAUAUCUGCCUGAAGGUUGUAGAGCUCUACUUAAGUGAGAGAAAGCGAGGUGCUGCUGGAGGCAACCUAUCCUCCAGGUGUGUCCGGGCAGCCAAGGAGACCAGCUAUCAGUGGAAGGCUGAGCGCUGCAUGGCAGAUGAGAACUGCUUCAAGGUAAUGUUUCUUCAGAGGAAAGGGCAGGUGAUAAUGACCAUCGAGCUACUAGACACAGAAGAAACCCAAACAGAAGACCCUAUGGAGGUUCAGCACUUGGCUAACUACAUGGAACAGUACGUUGGGGUGGAGGGCGUCCCAAACAACCAGAACGAUGGCUUCUUACUGAAACCGGUCUUUCUGCAAAGGAACCUUAAAAAAUUCCGCAAGUGGCAAUGCAAGCAAGUGAGAGCUCUACGGAGUGAAGUGAAGAGUUCCUGGAAGAGGCUGAUUGGGGUGGAGAGUGCAUGCAACAUGGACUGCAGGUUCAGGCUCAACACCCACAAAAUGAUGUUCAUCAUGAACUCUGAGGAUUACAUGUACAGGCGUGGUACUCUCUCCCGAGCCAAGCAGGUGCAGCCCAUGGUUCUGCUCAAGCACCACCAACAGUUUGAAGAGUGGCACAGCAGGUGGCUAGAAGAGAAUGUUACAGUGGAGGCAGCAGAACUGGUUCAAGACUGGCUCAUGGGCGAUGAGGACGAGGACAUGGUCCCGUGCAAAACAACUUGUGAGACGGUGAAUGUCCAUGGGGUCCCCGUGAAUAGAUACAGAGUCCAGUACAGUCGCCGUCCAGCCUCACCAUGAGCAGAGACUCAUCCACGUGACCAUGCCAAGCAGGAGCUUUGCCGGCAAAACACUUUUACUCUGAGAAUAGUGGUGGGAAUGCAAUGUAUGUAUUAAUGAUAUUUAUCCAAACAGCAUUUUACUUUGGGUUAUGAUGUAUUUUCCAUAUGGCAUAGAAUUGUCUCCUCGCAGUGUAAUCCUCCAGGCUAUGUCAUUGUGAAGAGAGCUAAAGCCAUUCCUGGAAGAGGGCUCUUAGCAUUGCCACUCUGUACAGUAGCUUUCUAGCUUCAGCCUACCACAAGUUAGCCGGCGUGGGAAAGGCUGAGCAAUGUGGGCUGGCUACUUGGGGGUGCCAAGCGCUCAGCUUCAGAAGAGCUGCCAAUGGCUGCUGCGUUGGAGGGACAGGGCACGCUGGCCUGGCUGCUUGCAGGGUGGCUGAGGGGGCUGCAUGCUCUAGCCAGCGUAGAGCAUGAUGGGUGCUAGAGCUGACACUGGCAGCUGCUUCCUCUUUUUGAAGU